UGCGCAUCCUUCCCGAGGCAUGGACCGAGUAAGUUGAUGACUGCUGCGAUGGAACUUGAGAUGCGCGCGGUUCUGCGACUGAGGCACUUGGCGGCCCUCAUCCGGCCUUUGUCCGUCUGUCCGUUCCGUCAUAUCUUCCCCAUGUCAUCAAGUUCGAUUCUUUCAUUAUUCGUUGGAUAGCUUCUCCCCGUCUGGAUCUUCGUUUCUUUUGCACCUCUUUGUGCGCUUCUUGGCGCAUUGGACCUCUUCUCAAUGUCGUCGGAUACUUCGUCAGCUCGGGAUGCCGAGAAUAAGGGGCCAACUGCUCUCGCAAUCGUCGUUUGUGUAUCAGUUCUCAGCACAGUCUUUACCGCGGCGAGACUCUUCACAAGGGGGAAGGUUCUCGGAAAAAUCAGUCUGGAUGACUACUUCAUUGUUGCGUCUGUGGUUUGUGGUUGGAUGAACGUAGCAACUGUAGCAGUUGCUGUGUCUUAUGGAUAUGGACGCCACGCCGAUACCCUUUCCAUCGACGAGAAGUCGGGUGCCAUGCUUUGGAGCAUCGCCGGUUAUCCGCCCGGACUACUUUCAUUCGGCAUUCCGAAACUCGCUGUUGUCGCGUUACUCACCCGAAUUCUGAACCCCAGUAGAUGGCACAAGAGGUUUCUUUGGGCCUUGUCUAUUACCUGUGUGGUCAACUUGGUUGGCUUUAUCACAAUCAUCUUCGCCCAAUGUUCACCAGCACGCUCUCAAUGGGACUCAUCAGUGUCUGGUAAAUGUUGGAGCAAGUGGAUCCUUGUGUCGUUCGCGACGUACUCAGGAGCGUUCUGUGCCUUUGCCGACGUCUACCUCUCCGUUUACCCUGCCGUUGUUUUGUCGAAACUACAAAUGAAUCGAAGAAAGAAAAUUGUGCUCAGCGUAGCUCUCGGUUUUGGGUCGCUAUCGGCAAUUGUAGUCAUCUACAAGUGUCUCAAACUCCCAAGCCUCACAAGCUCGGAUUACACAUAUGACACCGUCGAGCUUGUGAUCUGGACAGUUGUGGAAGGCAGUAUCAUCAUCAUAGCUGCAUGCAUCCCUGUCCUGCAACCCCUUGGCGAACUUCUCUUUGGCAAACGCAUCUUCUCCUCGCGCAAUGGCAAGUACUUGUCUGGAAACUCCAAAUCGAGACUCAGUGGCAGACUGGGGACAACCAAGGGACUUUUCCGAACCCCCGUCAAGAAGACUUCUCAAGAAGGUUUCGACGCAGAUAGUUUCAACAGCAUUGCCAAGACAACUGUUGUUGGAAGGGGAAGUCAAGAGAGCAUCCUCGAGCAGCAUGGCUCUGAUGGGAAGAUCGUACGAACAGAUGCAUUUACCGUUACUAUCGAAAUGAACAAGAUGGACAAGUCCUGAGCGUCUUCGUGGCUUAGGUUACUUCGUUGGAGUUCUGCUGGGAGAGCACUCAUUGCUUUACGGGUACAAGAGCACGCAAACAAGACUUGCCGUUGUUGAUGUUGAGACUUCGAACGCUA
Messenger RNA from Colletotrichum godetiae, 1487 nucleotides. RefSeq lists its product as uncharacterized. The transcript is spliced from 6 exons. NCBI's taxonomy places the organism in Eukaryota, Fungi, Ascomycota, Sordariomycetes, Glomerellales, Glomerellaceae. The record is from RefSeq and is a predicted model, not a curated record. The coding region runs from base 253 to 1368 and encodes 371 amino acids.